Molecule: messenger RNA, 702 nt
Organism: Lactuca virosa
Lineage: Eukaryota; Viridiplantae; Streptophyta; Magnoliopsida; Asterales; Asteraceae
Source: the annotation of a GenBank genome assembly
AUGGAACAAAGCUCCGAUCACAUGGUUUCAGAUGAUAAUUUCGUCCUCCGGUGGCCAGAAAAUUUACCGCUUGAUGCCGGUGCACCGCUUCUAUGUGCCGAAAUCACCACUUACAUCCCUCUCAGAUACUUCGCACCUGAUAAACCAGGGAUGAAAAUCGGUGUUGUUGGUCUUGGUAGACUUGGGCUGUUGGGCAUGUUGAUGAGAAGAUGGCGAAAGCUUUUGGUGCAGAAGUUACUGUUUUCAGCACUACUCCUGCUAAGAACCAAGACUUACUCCAAGGACUUAAAGCUGACCAUUUUAUUGUUAGCAAAGAUGAAAAACAGACGCAGUACACUUGAUGUCAUCAUCGACACAGUGUUUGCAACUCAUCUAAUUGCGCCAUUGUUGAAUGCACUGAAAGCUCAAGGAAAGCUUGUGCUUAUUGGUGCACCAGAGAAGUCACUUGAAGUAGUAGCGUUUUCUUUGAUUAUGGGUAAGUAUUUUGUGUUUUGCUUUAAGCUUUUGAAAUUGUCCAAUUGGAUAAAAGUGGUGGAAUUGAUGGAUUUUGAUAGGGGGAAGAUUGUUGGUGGUAGAAACAUUGGAGGGUUGAAGGAGACUCAAGAGAUGCUUGAUUUUGCAGCAGAGCAUAGGAUCACGGCAGAUGUCUGUGAUACUGAUAGAUUAUGUGAACAAAGCCAUGGAAAGGAUUUUGAAAUCUGA